CCGCAACUAAAUCUUUCUCUAUAUAUGCUACUUAAGACACUAUAUAGGCCUCUACAAGGACAAGUUUAGAACAUUUUCUCGAGCUUACCAAAUUCAUAGAAAAUGUCAGUUGAUGAAUCAUGGCUGGCUGGAGUUGAGAAGGAAACCGGCGAAAAUGCACGACAACCACCACCACCACCAUUAACAUCCGAUAAGAGCGGUUUCGAUUCAAGCACUGGAAUUUACCAUACACUACACCAACUUGGUGAAGAUUUCCAAAUACCUACUAGACAUGACUUGGACACAUGCAGGUAUGUGUUAUCCCAAUUUCCCCAUCCUGACCAUGCUGAGUCAAAAAUUGCACUAAUUGAUGCAUACUCUAAUCGCCAAGUCACCUAUGCACAACUCCACCGAUCAAUCCGAGCCUUGGCUGCCGGUUUGUAUCAUUGUCUUGGAGUCCAGAAAGGCGAUAUGGUGUUCGUUGUGUCACCAAACUCAAUCCUCUAUCCUACAAUAUGCCUAGCCAUAUUUUCUAUCGGUGCAAUUCUAAGUCCUGCUAACCCCAUAAACACAGAAUCAGAAAUUACUAAGCAAAUACUAGACUCGGGUGCUAAACUUAUUAUUUCAGCACCUGAAGAGCAAGACAAGUUGAAACGAAGUGGGGUGCCUAUACUACUAACAACUCGAACAUCUGAUCAAAAUAAUUCUCUAUCAAUCGAAGAACUAAUCGAAUGUUGCGAUCCUGUAGAAUUCCCACGAGUAAAGUUAACUCAAUCAGACACUGCAGCUAUAUUAUAUUCCUCAGGAACUACAGGCAUAAGUAAAGGUGUGAUAUUAACACAUGCCAACUUCAUAUCUAUAAUGACACUACUAAAAUGGUCAGUCUAUGCAACCUCUUCACAAAAUGAUGUGUUCUUAUGCUUUAUUCCCAUAUUUCAUAUCUAUGGGCUAGCGUUUUUCGGAUUAGGCUUGUUCUGUGCAGGAAUUACCACUGUGUUAAUGCAAAAAUUUGAUUUUCAAGCUAUGCUUGAUGCAGUUCAAGCUCAUAAAGUAAACAACAUACCUGCAGUGCCUCCUGUGAUAUUAGCCCUAGUUAAGUAUGCAAAUAAAAUUAACUGCGACUUAUCUUCUUUAAGAAGGGUUGGGUCUGGGGCUGCACCUUUAAGUAAAGAACUGAAUGAAGAAUUUAGGAAGAGGUUUCCAUGGGUGGAGCUGAGGCAAGGUUAUGGCUUAACCGAAAGCUGUGCUGCAGCAACUUUUUACGUGUCUAAUGAACAUGCUAAGGCACGCUCAGGCUCCUGUGGAAGGUUAGUGCCAAGUUUUAGUGCUAAAAUAGUAGAUAUUGAAACAGGAUUAGCUUUGCCCCCUUGUAGAGAAGGAGAAGUGUGGUUAAAAAGCCCUACUAUUAUGAAAGGCUACCUGCGAAAUAAGGAAGCAACAGAUUCCACACUUGAUUCUGACGGAUGGCUAAGAACUGGAGAUCUUGGUUAUUUUGAUGAAGAUGGAUUUCUUUAUAUUGUUGAUAGGAUUAAGGAGCUUAUCAAGCAUAAUGGUUAUCAGGUAGCUCCAGCAGAACUCGAAGCAAUACUUUUGAAUCAUCCCCAUGUACUUGAUGCAGCAGUUAUACCGGUUGAAGAUGAAGAAGCAGGGCAGAUACCAAUGGCAUAUGUUGUGAGAGCAACAGGUUCUGAACUUAAUGAAGAACAAGUGAUUCGAUUUGUUGCCAGUCAGGUUGCACCAUACAAGAAAGUUAGGAGAGUAAGUUUCAUUACAGCCAUUCCAAAGUCUGCUGCAGGAAAAAUCCUGAGGAAGGAGCUUGUUACGCUUAGCCAACAAGAAGUUUUUUCAAAAUUGUAGUUCUUCUCCUUUACUUCUACUUCAGGAUCUAGAAACUAUGAAAAUUAUCAGCGGAAAGUAGUUUGGAGGAAGCUGGAGACAUAAGAAUCUAAUGGAAUAAAUUUUUUUGAAGUAUGACCAUUUUCUGGCAUUUAUACCAUAUCCAAGAUCGUAAAACAUGCUCUUCAGUCCUGCUUGCUACUACAUGUUUUGUGCCUUUAAUUUUCGUAGUUUCUUUUUUUUUUUUUUUUUUUU
Molecule: messenger RNA, 2070 nt
Organism: Jatropha curcas
Lineage: Eukaryota; Viridiplantae; Streptophyta; Magnoliopsida; Malpighiales; Euphorbiaceae
Product: beta-phenylalanine coenzyme A ligase
Molecular function (GO): CoA-ligase activity
Source: RefSeq, a predicted model, not a curated record